CUAGUAGGGAUUUCAGAGGGGAAAACCCCAGAUGGGCAUUUCUACCUUUUCUUAGAGCUGAAGUUCAUAUCUCUGUAUGUGUAGAAGUGCCUGUUAGUGCUUGAAACUCUUAACUUCUGACAGGACAUUGCACUCUUUGCCUGAAUUUUCAUCUUCUCAGCUAAAUCUUCGCUAAAAGACAAUGGAUUGGGUCGGUAUUCUUCCUGCAGGGUUACUGUUUAUACUCAUUCUCCUGCUGAUUCUGAAAAGACAACAUGUUUGGAAGAGCCACACAAAAGGAAACUUCCCGCCAGGACCCAGGCCUUUACCCAUCAUUGGAAAUCUGCACAUCAUGGAUAUGAAGAGACCUCACCUGACAAUGCUAGAGCUAUCCAAAACGUAUGGCCCAGUCUUCAGCAUUCAAAUGGGACCAAGCAAAAUGGUGAUUCUAUCAGGAUAUGACACAGUUAAGGAAGCUCUGGUGAACCAGGCGGAUGCAUUUGCAGGGAGACCUAAAAUACCAAUCCUUGAAGAAACAGGAAAAGGAAACGGACUUAUAUUUUCUGAUGGAGAAAACUGGAAAGUGAUGCGAAGAUUUACUCUUACAACCUUACGAGACUUUGGAAUGGGCAAGAAGGCUAUAGAGGAUCGUGUUGUAGAAGAGUACAGGUGCCUGGGGGACAUCAUUGAGGCACAGCAAGGGAAGCCCCUUGAGAUAACUCUGAUGAUGAAUGCCGCUAUUGCUAAUAUCAUUGUAUCCAUACUGCUUGGGAAGCGAUAUGACUACGAAGACCCGACAUUCAAAAAGCUCCUGACACUGGUGCAUGAAAAUAUCAGGCUAUUUGGAAGUCCAUCAGUUUCGAUUUACAACAUGUUCCCAGUUCUUGGAUUCCUCCUGAAGGACCACAAAAUUUUUAAGCAGAAUGUAGAAGAAAUCAAUGCUUUUAUCAAGGUCACUUUCAUAGAACAUCUUAAAGUUCUGGACAGAAAUGACCAGCGGAGCUUCAUUGACACUUUCCUUGUGAGACAACAAGAGGAGAAUGGAAAGGCCAAUGGAUAUUUCCAUAAUGAAAAUUUAACUGCACUUGUGAGAAGUCUGUUUGCAGCUGGCAUGGAGACCACGUCCACCACUUUGCGCUGGGGUCUUCUGCUCAUGAUGAAAUACCCUGAAAUUCAGAAAAAAGUCCAAGAUGAGAUAGAGCAAGUGAUAGGGUCAAACCCUCCCCGAAUUGAGCAUCGAACUCAAAUGCCAUAUACAGAUGCUGUUGUCCAUGAAAUUCAAAGAUUUGCUAAUAUCCUGCCAGUGAACUUGCCUCAUGCAACUACUGCAGAUGUGACCUUCAAAGGCUAUUUCAUUCCCAAGGGAACCUACAUUGUCCCCUUACUGGCCUCUGUCCUGCGAGACGAAUCCCAGUGGGAGAAACCAGACAUGUUCUAUCCUGAGCACUUUCUUGAUGCCAAUGGAAAAUUUGUGAAGAAAGAUGCUUUUAUGCCUUUUUCAGCAGGGCGGAGGACCUGUGCUGGAGAGACUCUUGCCAAGAUGGAGCUCUUCCUCUUCUUCACCAGCCUCCUGCAGAGGUUCACCUUCCACCCUCCCCCCGGAGUUUCCAUCUCAGACCUGGACCUGUCUCCCUCUAUUGGGGUCACCGUCCCCCCAGUGACUCAUGAGAUUUGCGCAGUGCCACGCUCCUAGGGCUUUUCUGAGUCAUCUCCUUUUCCUGAAACACCCAAAUGAACUAUCUCUGUCUCUAGUUCCAUGUGGGAAGUUUGGUACUUCUGAAUCUAGUAGGGAUUGGCACCUUGGCUUGUAGCCAGAGGCAUCUCUCCCACCACUACAGCAGGGGGAAGUCCUCACUUUCAGCGACUCCUGGAAAAGGAAGGUGGUGGUCAUUGUGAGGAUUAAUCCCACAAGGGACAUGAACAACAAAUUCGAUUUCAUUCUGUCCUUCCCUAUCACCUCUGCAUGUUCCACUUGAUGAAAGAGGUCAGAGCCAGUCUCUGGGUCAAAAUUCAAAAGGUACUGCAUUGAUCUAUACACACUCACACACAAAAACCCAAGAGCUUUCACCUUCCACGCCUUCAGCACAGUUACAUGCAAACUGCCAAUGGAAAAUGGUCCAUUACACAAUUUAUCCCCACACCAGUUCUCUAAAUAUCACUUAAUAGCUCAACCUGAGAUAAGGAAACAUCAGACGUUCACCCAAUGCAGAACAGCAAUGCAGAUGCAUAGAGGGCUCUCAGGUUAUAUGCUGUCUGGAAGUUAAAAUUAAUUUAUUUUACUACAGAAUAAUGUGUAUAUUAAUGAUAAAAAUAAAAGCACAGCAGAAUAAAAAGUAAUUCUCCAUUUCAAAUCAAACUUUCACACUGAAAUGGCUUCUGGGGAUGCAUCCUUGACUGGAACACACAACUAGUGCUGUGGUCCCAGCAGGAACUGAGCAAACCAGUACUUCUGUGGCACCUCUUAGGCCUCUCAAACUUAUUUCUCAUACAUCCCUGCUGUAGCUUUUUAGUCAUGAGAAUAAAUUGUCUUAGUAUAAGAUAAUAAGUCACAAGAAGUCUUCUUAGAUUUUAGUAGGGCUUUUGACACUAUCUACCAUGAGAUUCUCAUAGACGAGUUGUUGAUAUAUGGGCUGGAUGAGCAGGCAGUGAGGUGGGUUGAAAAUUUGCUGAAAAUCCAGGCCUAGAAGCUAGUGAUCAGUGGUGGGAAGUCCAGUUUGAGUCCAGUAACUAGCAGGCUAACCCAGAGGUUAAUACUGGGUCCAGUCCUGCUAAAAGUCUUCAUAAACAAUGUAGAUGAUACGGCAAGUUUGCUGAUGACACCAAACUGGAAAGGGUGGUUGAUACACCAGAAGGCUGUGCUACCAUCUAGAGGCACCUCAACAGAAUGGAGAAAUGGACUGACAGGAACCUCAUGAAGUUCAACAAGGAGAAAUGCAGAGUACUGCACCUGGGGAAGAACAACCUCAGGCACCAAUAUAUGCUGGGGGCCACUCACCUGGAAAGCAGAUUGACAGAAAAAGGCCUGGGGGUCCUGGUCCACACCAAGUUGAGCAUGAGGCAACCAUGUGCCAUUGCUUCAAAGAAGGCUAUUUGUACUCUGGACUGCAUUAGGAGGAGUGUGGCCAGCAGGUUGAG
Calidris pugnax (ruff) is the source of this 3114-nucleotide messenger RNA. Its product is annotated as cytochrome P450 2K1-like. Gene Ontology annotation, molecular function: heme binding; oxidoreductase activity, acting on paired donors, with incorporation or reduction of molecular oxygen, reduced flavin or flavoprotein as one donor, and incorporation of one atom of oxygen; iron ion binding. The transcript has 9 exons. The record is from RefSeq and is a predicted model, not a curated record. NCBI's taxonomy places the organism in Eukaryota, Metazoa, Chordata, Aves, Charadriiformes, Scolopacidae. Gene Ontology annotation, cellular component: intracellular membrane-bounded organelle; cytoplasm. Bases 182 to 1672 code for a protein of 496 amino acids. Gene Ontology annotation, biological process: xenobiotic metabolic process.